AGCUGCCUCCGGAACAACACAAGGAACAAGGAGCUCCUCAUAGUCCUGGGAGGAUGGUGGCAGUCGACUCGGAAGCGUCCCUACAGUCUUUGGACCCACUCGUUGAUGACUUCGCCCACACCACCACCCACUCCACCCACACCACCGCCCACAUCACCCGCCACACCACCGCCCACAUCACCACCUACACCACCGGGCCCGACACUCUCAUGAACCCUGCUAUGGUGUUGUUUUCACUGGCUAUCAACUUUGUGUGUCUGGUGCUCAUGUACCGUCUCUGUAAUGUUCACAAAGGUGUCAGAAAGGAGGAACAGCGUAACACAGCAGUCAACAGUGCUCGGGGUCAGGCUGGGCCCCGGGAAAUACCAGCACGACCUGGGGAGUGGGUGAGACCAUUGAAUAACAUGGAGUGGUUGUUCUGGGUGGCCGCACUGCUAGACACAGGUAACACGGCUCAGGUACUGUGGCUGUCCUCGUCACGACCCAUCCCACCUGAAGACGUCAAGGAGGCUCUCUCUGUCGUCGCUCAGAAGCUUCACGCGCUGCAGCUGUGUGUGGUGUGGCGGUGGUGUCGUCCGUGGUUCAGACUGAGGAAGAAUGUUACUGUUGACUUCGACGUUGUUGACACUGAUGACGUCAUGACCGUGUGCUACCAGCAGAUGCGAGCUUCGUACAACCUGCCUCGAGGACCACUGUGGAGGGCGAGAAUUGUGCCUCAGCCGCAGCCAGCACCUGACCGCUACGAGGCCGUUCUGGUGCUCACUCUCCAUCACGUCAUCACGGAUGGGCUCACCAACAUGGUCCUCUCUCGGGACGUUCUGGAGGUGCUCAACGCCAUCAUGAGCGGCAGGAGCCACAACACGCCAGUACGUCGCGUCAUCCCCAACAUCUAUAAGGAGCUGGCCGGUCCUUAUCACUAUCUCAACUGCUUCAGGUUGAUCCUCUUCGCAGCUUACCGAGUGUUAGUCAAUAUCGUCAGCGAGAAGAACUUUAAUGUUAUUUUUACUCAUCCAAGAACAAAGUUAGCCGUGACAAAGAUUCAUCGUGAAGACUUCCCGGCAGAAACAACACGACAGUUGUUACGUCAGUGUAAGGAAAAUAAGGCAAGCGUUCACUCGUGUGUCAUGGCCGCCGCCUCACUCGCUCUAUUCCGUAUCGCCCAGAAACAAUCACAAGAAAACCUUGACUCACUGAAGCUAGUGACCGACACCCCAGUAAACUUACGUCGUUAUUACGGCAGCGAGUAUGCGGAGUCUCUAGGUUCUGUCUCCUCCUUGGUGAAGCAAGUCCACCUCCUUAGCGACGCCCACACCAAGGAAAAUUUCUGGGCGUUAGCGAGACGUAUGUACGCAGACCUCCACCACGCCCUUGACGUUGACAAAACUCCCAUCUCGAGCUCUCUGAUCGCCUGGACAAUGGCGGCUUUACAACCCAUCAAUUACCUUCUCACUCAUAUGGGAUACAGAAACCUAAUCCACGACCACUUGAUGAUCACCAACAUGGGCAACCUGCGCCACCUCCUGCCUGGCAAGUAUGACGGCCCCGUAGAGAUCACCAGCUUACUGCGCUCCACAGCCUCCGAGCUGGUAGGCUGCCCCUUACUGCUCGUCCUCCAGACUUUUGAAGGUAGACUGUUGUUGUCCCUCGACUACUACACCAACAACAGCACAGAGGAGGUCGCCUGGACAUUUUUCUCAUACCUCACACAAUACAUUAAAGAUAUAGCUCACAAUGGCACCAUCACUGGAACACCUGUAGCAACACCUGUAAGUCCGCUAACACCACCUGCAUCACCUGUAAUAACACUUGUAGCAACACCUGUGACACCUGAUCAGGAUAAAAUAGAUGAUGCUAAAAAUAAGGAGGUAAAUAUAUAAUACCCAAGACACAUACACACACACACACACACACACACACACACACACACACACACAUACACUCUAUGGUGCGACAGUCACUAAAUACGACGAGUAAGUGGAAGAUUUUCUUACUAUCAUCAAUCUUCAUCAUUAAAACAAUCAGGUGUUAUCAUCUUUACAGUGUUAGAGUAAGUAGUGUAAUAAAGUACAUAUAAUUAUAAUGUUUUGUUUCUUAUUUUCUUUGGAGUGUUUCCUUCAAUACAGACUAACAGCAAUUCCAUCGUCAACACACCUGUAAACUCACAACAACAUCGUCCACACACCUGUAAACUCACAACAACAUCGUCCACACACUUGUAAACUCACAACAACAUCGUCCACACACCUGUACACUCACAACAACAUCGUCCACACAACUGUAAACUCACAACAACAUCGUCCACACACCUGUAAACUCACAACAACAUCGUCCACACACCUGUAAACUCACAACAACAUCGUCCACACACCUGUAAACUCACAACAACAUCGUCCACACACCUGUAAACAACCUGACAAAUAAAGAUAAUUAACAGAAAAUGGGAUGGUUCGUUAAUAUCAGCAAGGCAAUAAAUACCUGAAUUCUGAUUGGUUACCAUGACAUUAGUUCGUCAGUAACGCUCGCCUAUCGGAGAA
Messenger RNA from Homarus americanus (American lobster), 2534 nucleotides. RefSeq lists its product as uncharacterized. The record is from RefSeq and is a predicted model, not a curated record. The transcript is spliced from 4 exons. NCBI's taxonomy places the organism in Eukaryota, Metazoa, Arthropoda, Malacostraca, Decapoda, Nephropidae. Bases 54 to 1877 code for a protein of 607 amino acids.